Molecule: messenger RNA, 1295 nt
Organism: Sinocyclocheilus rhinocerous
Lineage: Eukaryota; Metazoa; Chordata; Actinopteri; Cypriniformes; Cyprinidae
Product: disks large homolog 4-like
Exons: 11
Biological process (GO): establishment or maintenance of epithelial cell apical/basal polarity; embryo development; chemical synaptic transmission
Cellular component (GO): neuromuscular junction; neuron projection; postsynaptic density membrane
Molecular function (GO): protein kinase binding; ionotropic glutamate receptor binding
Source: RefSeq, a predicted model, not a curated record
UCUCUCUCUCUCUCACCCACUUGUACAGCCACUGUAUCUUUCCCUUACUUUCCAUCCCUCUUUUUCCCCUCAUUGCGGGCAUUUUGGUCGGUUGUUUGUGGCUGAUGAGGGCUCGUGCUAAGCUUCCUCUGCUCUGCUCAUGUGUGAAAUAUCGGUAUCAGGAUGAAGAGACUCCGCCCCUGGAGCACAGCCCCGCCCACCUGGCUCACAGCAAGAGCGCCGAGAUGCUUCACAUGAGUGAUAAGAACCUGGCUGCCAUGGACACCAUGCACAGUUACGCCCCACACACACACAUCUCACCAAUAAAGCCAGUGUUGCUGUCCUCUGGUCAAACCCCUCUGUACACCUCUGCGGUCUCCACACUGGCGAACUCUCCACCAGUGGUGGUAAAUACAGACACACUGGAUGGCUCACCGUAUGUCAAUGGAGCAGAAGGAGAGAUCGAAUAUGAAGAGAUUACGUUGGAAAGGGGGAACUCUGGGCUAGGCUUCAGUAUCGCCGGAGGGACUGAUAACCCUCAUGUCGGAGACGACCCCAGCAUCUUCAUCACCAAGAUCAUUCCAGGAGGAGCCGCCGCACAAGACGGGAGACUCAGCUGUCAGUUCAAAAGGUUUAUUUAUGACUGCGCACUGGCAGCUUCUGACAGAUGUUGCCUUAAUAACUUAUUUCCAUCUCUCUCUCUCUCUCUCUCUCUCUCGCUCAUCAAAGGGCCAAAAGGGCUAGGCUUUAGUAUAGCGGGUGGUGUGGGGAACCAGCACAUCCCUGGAGACAACAGCAUUUAUGUCACAAAGAUCAUCGAGGGAGGAGCGGCUCAUAAGGACGGGCGACUACAGAUCGGUGAUAAGAUACUGGCGGUGAAUAAUGUGUGUUUGGAGGACGUGAUGCAUGAGGACGCGGUGGGCACGCUGAAGAACACAGCAGAGGUGGUCUACCUCAGAGUGGCCAAGCCAAACAACCUGUACCUUACCAACAACUACAACCCACCAGACCUCACGAGCACGUACUCUCCGCAUCUGGACAUGGACCUCGGACAUCCAAACUUCCUGGCCUCGGAUUACCCACAAGCACUCACUCCCACCUCACCAAGCCGCUUUUCUCCAGUGCUGCAUGGCUUGAUGGGAGAUGAUGACUUACCCAGGGACCCGAGGCGUGUUGUGAUCCACAGAGGAUCGACGGGUUUGGGGUUUAAUAUAGUUGGAGGGGAGGAUGGUGAGGGAAUAUUCAUCUCUUUCAUCCUGGCAGGAGGCCCUGCGGACCUGAGUGGAGAACUGCGCAAAGGAGAUCAGAUCUUGAGU